CUCUAUUUUAAUAUAUAGUAUAUUUAUAUAUUUCUUUUUCUUUGUGAACAAUCUCUAAAAUGAGAGCUUCAAAUCCCAUCGUUAUUUCUGUACUGCUUUUCAGUACUCUUCUUGCUCUUCAGGUUGUCAAUGGAGCUUUGGUCAAUAAUUUCUAUAGGAGAACCUGCCCUUUAGCUGAGAGAAUCAUUCAAGACGUUACCUUCCGUCUCGUUCGAUCGAAUCCUGGCCUCGGUGCACAGCUCCUUAGACUUCAAUUUCAUGAUUGUUUCGUUCGGGGGUGUGAUGCAUCAAUUCUAUUAGAUACGGUUGGAACAAACCCAUCGGAAAAGGAAGCAAGGCCGAACCUAUCACUAUUAGGGUUUGACGCCAUUGACCAAAUCAAGUCCGAGGUUGAGAGAGUAUGUAGUGGAGUUGUUUCAUGUGCUGAUAUUCUUGCUCUUGCUACCCGCGAUGCAGUUUCCUUUCCUUUCAAAAAUCGACCCCGCUGGCCAGUCUUAACAGGAAGAAGAGACGGGACAAUUUCACGAUCAUCAGAUGUUACCGGCAAUAUCCCAUCGCCGUUCUCCGGCUUUGACACUCUUAAGCAAAUCUUCGAGAAGAAAGGGCUAACCGUUAGCGAUCUGGUGAUUUUAUCAGGUGGUCACACAAUUGGAGUAGCUCAUUGUGGCACUUUCUCAAGGAGGUUAUACAACUUCACAGGCAAAGGAGAUGCAGAUCCUUCCUUAGAUCCAAAAUAUGCAAAUUUUCUUAGAACAAAAUGUCCAAAUCCAGCUGAUCCUUCCAUCACAGUUGAAAUGGAUCCAAGAAGUUCUGCUUCUUUCGACUCCAACUAUUUCAAAAUUCUCACACAAAAUAAGGGUUUGUUUCAAUCCGACGCCGCACUUCUCAACAACACUUCUUCGUCCCGACUCGUCAGGUCGUUGCAGAAUCCAAGGUUUUUCUCUUCUAGCUUUGCUAGAUCCAUGUUGAAGAUGGCAGCCAUUGAAGUCCUCACUGGAAAUAAUAAUGGUGAAAUUAGGAAACGAUGCCGUUUUGUUAAUUAAAAAUAAUUGUAUUUUAGUAUAUGCAUGGUGAAUGCAUGGCAUUUUAAUUAAUUAACUUAAUUAUAUGUGUGUUUUGUGUUUUGUGAUAAUUAAACUUGAUUUGCUGAUUUGUUUAAUUUGUAUAUUUUGGUUUUAUAUGUAAUUUGUACUUGGUAGUGAAGAAGCUACCUAUUUAUUUUUAUUUAUAUGUGCAUGAAAAAGUGUUGCUUAAUAUAUGAUACAAAUAUAUAACACCACUGUAUUCGUCUCUUUCUAUUUUUCAAUCCCUUGUCCAUCUA
Molecule: messenger RNA, 1321 nt
Organism: Cucumis melo (muskmelon)
Lineage: Eukaryota; Viridiplantae; Streptophyta; Magnoliopsida; Cucurbitales; Cucurbitaceae
Product: peroxidase 24
Exons: 4
Coding region: 60-1043 (327 amino acids)
Biological process (GO): response to oxidative stress; hydrogen peroxide catabolic process
Cellular component (GO): plant-type cell wall; plasmodesma
Molecular function (GO): peroxidase activity; heme binding
Source: RefSeq, a predicted model, not a curated record